CAAAGUUGGAAAAAACAUGGAAAAGCUACCAACCCAAAAAGUGGUCUGCAGCUUCUUCAUUGCUUUCUUCCUCCUUUCUGAUUCAACUACAUCUCAAGAAGUUGAGGACGAGAGCGAAUUCAACUACUAUCCAGACAGCCUCAAAGGGCCGUAUAACUGGGGAGAGAUCCGGCCCGAGUGGCAUAUGUGUAGUAAUGGAACGAUGCAGUCUCCGAUCGAUAUGUUGAACGAGAGGGUGAAAAUAGUGUCUCACUUGGGGAUACUUAAAAGGGAUUACCAUCCCUCUAAUGCCACCCUUGUUAAUCGGGGCCACGACAUAUCGUUAAAAUGGGGUGGUGGAGCCGGAUAUAUUGAAAUAAACGGCACCCAGUAUGAACUCAAGCAAUGUCAUUGGCACUCUCCUUCUGAACACUCUAUCAAUGGCAGAAGAUAUGAUCUAGAGUUUCACAUGGUUCAUGAGAGCAAAGACCAAAGAGUUGCUGUGAUUGGUAUCAUAUUCAAAAUUGGACGAUCCGAUCCUUUCUUGUCUGAGAUGAAGGAGCACAUAGAAGCCGUUUCUGAUACAGGAGAAGAGACGGUGGUUGGUAUGGUGGACCCAAACCAUAUAAGGAUAGGGAAUAGAAACUCAAAGUAUUACAGAUACAUUGGCUCUCUUACAAUUCCUCCUUGCACUCAAGACGUUGUCUGGACCAUUUUAAGCAAGGUUCGAACUGUCUCUAGAGAACAAGUGAGCCUGCUUCGUGACGCGGUUAAUGAUGAUUCAGAAACUAAUGCCAGACCAUUACAACCAAUAAACCAGCGCCCAGUGAAACUUUAUCAACCCCAAGAUCAUGAAGAUUGAUAUGUAAAUCACUAGAGAGAGAGAGAGAGAGAGAGAGAGAGAGAGAGAGAGAGAGAGAGUAGGCCUAAUAUCUUCCAUGCAUGUUUUUUUCUCACACAUGUCUUAGAAUUCCCGUGUUUAUGUUCAGUUGUUAAUAAAAGUACUGAGAAGUACUAUAUAUAUAUAUAUAUAAUAAAGCUUGAUGGCAAUAGUUUCAUACAUGUUCAUCAGUUGUUCAUUUUUUUUUCAUCAAUUGUUUAAGAGAACACAUUUAUUA
Rhododendron vialii is the source of this 1097-nucleotide messenger RNA. Its product is annotated as alpha carbonic anhydrase 7-like. Gene Ontology annotation, molecular function: zinc ion binding; carbonate dehydratase activity. The coding region runs from base 17 to 841 and encodes 274 amino acids. NCBI's taxonomy places the organism in Eukaryota, Viridiplantae, Streptophyta, Magnoliopsida, Ericales, Ericaceae. The transcript has 7 exons. The record is from RefSeq and is a predicted model, not a curated record.